CGCGGAGCACCGCCCCCCUUCCCUCCUCUACCGCCGACGCCAUGAUGCUGCUGGGCCGCGGGCUGGACGCCAGGGACAAUCAGACUAGACAAAUCCAAGAUGCUGUUUCAAAUGUGGAAAAACAUUUUGGUGAAUUGUGCCAGAUAUUUGCUGGAUAUGUACGUAAAACUGCCAGACUACGUGACAAAGCAGAUCUUCUUGUAAAUGAAAUAUAUGCAUAUGCAGCCACAGAGACACCAAACUUAAAAGUUGGACUGAAAAACUUUGCAGAUGAAUUUUCCAGACUUCAGGAUUAUCGCCAAGCAGAGGUUGACAGGCUUGAGGCCAAGGUUAUUGAACCACUGAAAAGUUAUGGGACCAUCGUGAAACUUAAAAGGGAUGAUCUUAAAGCAACUUUAACAGCAAAGAAUCGAGAAGCCAAGCAACUAACCCAGCUGGAAAAGACACGCCAGCGGAAUCCAUCAGAUCGACACAUUAUUUCACAGGCUGAAAGUGAAUUGCAGAGAGCUUCACUGGAUGCAACUCGAACAACUCGGCAAUUAGAGGAAACCAUUGAUAAUUUUGAGAAACAGAAAAUAAAGGACAUAAAAAACAUAUUUUCUGAAUUUAUAACCAUUGAAAUGUUAUUCCAUGGGAAAGCUUUAGAGAUAUACACUGCUGCCUACCAAAAUAUCCAAAAUAUUGAUGAAAAUGAAGAUUUAGAGGUUUUUCGAAGCUCACUUUAUCCACCAGAUUAUCAGUCUCGCUUAGACAUAGUUCGUGCCAAUUCAAAGUCCCCUCUGCAAAGAUCUGGCUCCUUAAAAUCUUCAUUGAGGACAGUACAGAUAUCCAGCAGUAUGCUAGGAAAAGAUGAAGAAGAAGAGGAAGAAGAAGAGGAAGAUGAAGAUGAGGAAGAGGAGGAGGAAUUAGUAGCUAGUAAGGAAGUGAGAUAACAAAACUGUUCUGGAUAUCUUUAACUGGAAAAAAAGUUCCCUUUAAAGCCUUAUGUGUGUUAACCAAAACUUCACUGAGGCUGUAAUAGGAGCAAGAAUCUGCACUAACACUAGAGUGCCAAAAACAAAUGUUUCAUAGAAUGGUAUAUGAACUGCUGAAAACAGACAAUUUGAGUAUCUAGAAAAUGAAAGAUAUAAAUAGAAUCCUGUAUUAUAUUUGCAUAGAUGUUAUAUUGCAGUCACAUUUGCUUAAACUUGCUUGUAGAACAGUGUCCAACACUGCACUAAGCUGAAGUGCAGUAAUGAACAUAAGGGUUUGCUUGUUACUUUGCCAAUAUAUUAUUACCUUAUUCUCUUGAUGCAUACCUCUUGGAUUUACCAAGUCCUCUAGCUAUACCCCCUGUAAUUGGGUUUGUGCAUCCUCCAGUAGCUGUAGAACUGAAACUGAUCACAGCAACAAACCUGUUACCUUUCAUUACCCACCUUUGAUGGCAGAAGGCAGAAUGAGGCAUGUUGUUUUCUCAUUCUCAUUUUCCCCCAGCUUGACUAAAAUGAUUUUUUUAUUCUUUACACAUACAGAAUGAACAUUAACAAGUAAAACCUAGCCAGGUAUCUACUUUUAAUGCUGCUUUGCUUUUAAAUAAAAGUGCCUUCAUAAUAAAACUAGUUGGUAUUU
Molecule: messenger RNA, 1608 nt
Organism: Calypte anna (Anna's hummingbird)
Lineage: Eukaryota; Metazoa; Chordata; Aves; Apodiformes; Trochilidae
Gene: CIBAR1
Product: family with sequence similarity 92 member A
Exons: 9
Coding region: 42-932 (296 amino acids)
Biological process (GO): cilium assembly
Cellular component (GO): ciliary basal body; ciliary transition zone
Source: RefSeq, a predicted model, not a curated record